AUGGCGGCUCCCGGCCCCAGGCCGGCCCGGCCUCCGGGGCGCCCCGAGCCGCGGCCCGGGCGCGUCUCGCCGCCGCUGACGCUGCUGCUGCUGGUGCUGGUGCUGCUGCUGGCGGGGCCGGCGCGCGGCUGGGAGAGCGGGGACCUGGAGCUGUUUGACCUGGUGGAGGAGGUGCAGCUCAACUUCUACGAGUUCCUCGGGGUGCAGCAGGAUGCUUCAUCUGCAGACAUUAGAAAAGCAUAUCGUAAGCUUUCAUUAACUUUGCAUCCAGACAAGAAUAAAGAUGAAAAUGCAGAAACUCAAUUUAGACAAUUGGUGGCCAUUUAUGAAGUUUUAAAGGAUGAUGAACGAAGGCAGAAGUAUGAUGAUAUUCUGAUCAAUGGACUUCCAGAUUGGCGACAGCCUGUAUUCUACUACAGGCGGGUGAGAAAAAUGAGCAAUGCUGAGCUGGCAUUACUUUUGUUCAUUAUCCUCACAGUGGGUCAUUAUGCUGUGGUGUGGUCAAUCUACCUGGAAAAACAACUGGAUGAACUGCUUGGUAGAAAAAAAAGAGAAAAGAAAAAAAAGGCAGGUGGCAAGACUGUGGAUUUAUCGAAACUUGGUGCUUCAGAAAAAAAUGAAAGAUUACUGAUGAAACCACAGUGGCAUGAUUUGCUUCCAUGCAAGCUGGGGAUUUGGUUUUGCCUUACACUAAAAGCAUUACCUCAUCUAAUCCAGGAUGCUGGACAGUUUUAUGCUAAAUAUAAAGAAACAAGAUUGAAGGAAAAGGAAGAUGAAUUGACUAGAGCUGAACUUGAGACACUUCAAAAGCCAAAGAAAGUUAAAGUAAAAAAAUCAAAACCAGAAUUUCCUGUGUAUACACCUUUGGAAAGUGCAUAUAUUCAAUCAUAUGAUCAUGGAACUUCUAUAGAAGAAAUUGAGGAACAAAUGGAUGAUUGGCUGGAAAACAGGAACAGAACACAGAAAAAACAGGCACCUGAAUGGACAGAAGAGGACCUCAGCCAGUUGACAAGAAGUAUGGUUAAGUUCCCAGGAGGGACCCCAGGUCGAUGGGAAAAGAUUGCUCACGAACUGGGUCGAUCAGUGACAGAUGUGACAACCAAAGCCAAACAGCUGAAGGACUCCGUCACCUGCUCCCCAGGAAGACUGUAUCGCUAG
Pipistrellus nathusii (Nathusius's pipistrelle) is the source of this 1158-nucleotide messenger RNA. The record is from the annotation of a GenBank genome assembly. Lineage: Eukaryota; Metazoa; Chordata; Mammalia; Chiroptera; Vespertilionidae.